This is a messenger RNA of Linnemannia hyalina, 1404 nucleotides long. Lineage: Eukaryota; Fungi; Mortierellomycota; Mortierellomycetes; Mortierellales; Mortierellaceae. The record is from the annotation of a GenBank genome assembly.
AUGACAAUAGAAGACAUCACAUCAGACAUCACCAACCUGGCCGUCAACCCAGGCUCGGUGACUCAGGUCCAGGACACCAACAACACCGCCGACCAGUCUGCCACUUCUGCUUCCAAGAAGAACAAGAAGAAGAAAAAGACCCCUGCCGUAGCAGCCCCUUCUGAGGGCGAAUCCAAGGAGGACAACGAGGCAGCGGAUGGAGAUGACGAUGAUGAGGAUGACGACGACGAGGAGGGCGCCAUCAACAACGCCUCUGGAACUACUGCAACCAAGAAGAAGAAGAAGAAGAACAACAAGAAGAAGAAAAAGGUCACCCAGACCGAGCCUCCCACCAUCCCCAUGACCAAGAUGUUCCCCAGCAAGAUCUACCCCGAGGGCGAGCAAUGCGAAUACAACGAGGAGAACCUCUGGAGGACGACAAACGAGGAGAAGCGCGCACUGGAGAGACAGUUGUUUGAUCAAUACAACGACGUCCGCCGUUCUGCCGAGGUCCAUCGUCAGGUCCGCCAGUACGCCCAACGCAAUAUCAAGCCUGGAAUGACGAUGAUCGAGAUUUGCGACAUGAUCGAGAAUGGCACCCGCAACUUAGUCGAGGCAAACGGCAUGGAGUCUGGAAUCGGCUUCCCUACCGGCUGCUCGCUCAACCACUGCGCCGCCCAUUACACCCCCAAUGCAGGAGACAAGACUGUCCUCCAGUACAAGGAUGUCUGCAAAAUUGAUUUCGGAGUUCAUGUCGGAGGAAGAAUUAUCGACUCGGCAUUCACGCUUACUUUCGAUCCUGUCUACGACAACUUGCUGGCUGCUGUCAAGGACGCCACCAACACUGGUAUCAAGGAGGCAGGAAUUGACGUCAGACUGUGCGAUAUUGGAGCUGCUAUUCAGGAAACCAUGGAGUCUUAUGAGGUCGAGAUUGAGGGCAAGACCUACCAAGUCAAGCCCAUUCGUAACCUGAACGGACACUCGAUCGACCCCUACAAGAUUCACGGAGGCAAAACUGUCCCAAUUGUCAAGGGCGGUGAUCAGACCAAGAUGGAGGAGGGCGAGUACUUUGCCAUUGAGACUUUCGGAAGUACUGGGCGCGGAUAUGUUCACGAGGACAUGGAGUGCUCUCACUACAUGCGUGUCUACGACGCCCCCCGCGUUCCUCUCCGUGUCCCCAAGGCUAAGACGCUGCUCAACACGAUCAACAAGGAAUUCGGCACGCUGCCCUUCUGCAGACGCUACCUGGACAGAGUCGGCGAACAAAAGUAUAUGCUGGGUCUUCGUAACCUGGUGGAAGUCGGUAUUGUGGAGGAGUACCCUCCUCUGGUGGAUAUCAAGGGAUCCUUCACGGCGCAGUAUGAACAUACUCUUGUCCUUAAGCCUACGCGGAAGGAAGUCUUGAGUCGUGGUGAUGAUUAUUAA